AUGGCUGUCUCAAGUUUUUCUAGUAAGCUGAAGCAAUGCGAGUAUCCUCACAACAUUGAUAGCAUACGUGAUAAAGAGUUUUCUCGACUAAAUGGUAUCGUGUAUUUGGAUCAUGCGGGUGCCACACACUACGCACAGAGUCAACUUGACUUAUUCCAUCGUGAUCUCUCUACUCGUGUUUAUGGCAACCCCCACAGCUCUCACUCGUCUAGCCUUCUCUCCACUCAAAUCAUAGACCGGGUGCGAGAACGAAUACUACGACAUUUCAAUACCAACAGUCGGACGUAUUCGGUCGUAUUUACAUCAAACUGCACGGAUUCACUAAAACUUAUUGGAGAGAAUUUUCAAUGGUCACGUGGAAAAUCGUGCAACAAUGCCACUGAUGUCAUUCUGGGUGAUAUCAAUAUGCAAGAGGGUAGGAGUGUCUACUGCUAUUUUCAUGACUCUCAUACGUCGGUGGUGGGAAUCAGAGAACUGGCCAUGCAGCGUGGGGCACGUGUGUCAUGUUUUCGUGAAUGUGACAUAAGUGUUAGUUCAUCGGGCUAUUUUACGAAGCAUAGUUUGUCUGCUGACAGUCAGAUUGACGUUCAUCAUCUGCUUGCUUAUCCUGCACAAUGCAAUUUUAGUGGACGUAAAUAUCCAUUGAAGUGGGUUGCACAUGCACAUGAUGGCUGCUUGCGGAUUAAUGGUGUUUCAAUCGGUUGUAACUGGCAUGUGAUGCUUGAUGCGGCGUCUUUUGUUUGUACUUCUCGGUUGGAUUUGUUUGAGUUUCCUGCCGAAUUUGUGACGUUGUCGUUUUACAAGAUGUUUGGAUUUCCGACUGGUCUUGGGGCUUUAAUUGUGAGAAAUGAUUGUCGUUUUCUGUUGGGAAAAAGCUACUUUGGAGGUGGGACUGUUCAAGCGAUGAUUAGUGGGGAAAACUUUGUUGUGUUUCGACAGGAUUUGGCUGACAAAUUUGAAAAUGGCACUUUGCCAUUUCUUGACAUCAUUGCAGUUCAGCAUGGUUUUGAUGUACUUGAUCGUCUUACGGGCUGUAUGACUGCUAUCUCAUCACACACACUGAGUCUUGCUAAAUAUGUAUAUGAUAAGUUGGUUUCUGUAAAGCAUGGAAAUGGUCAGAGUGUGUGUCAAGUGUACAGUGACACUGACUACACAGAUGCUGGCACACAAGGCCCGGUUGUCAGCUUCAAUGUUUUGGAACCAGAUGGAACGUAUGUGGGAUACAGUCAAGUUGAGAAGCUUGCUAGUGUGUUUGAUAUCCACUUGAGAACUGGGUGUUUUUGUAAUACAGGAGCAUGUCAGCGAUUUAUUGGAUUGUCAGGAGAACAACUUAAGCACAGCCUAGAGGCUGGUCACGUUUGUGGAGACGACAUCGAUCUUGUGGACGGCUUUCCGACCGGCUGUUUACGUAUUUCAUUUGGUUACAUGUCGACAUUUGAAGAAGCCGACUACUUUGUUCAAUUCAUCAAAUAUUGCUACACCCAUCCCAGAGCCAUACACGAGAUGCCUCAUGUCCCACACUAUUCUUCAAGAUCAGUGGGUUCGCAGGUUGAGGUGUCUAGUAAUGUGUCGCACGAUACGUUGGUACGAGGUCUUGAAGAGUCUUCUCUUGCAGUCAGUGGAAGCAGGUCUACAGAGUGUGUUGAAGAUGACGAACAAAAUACAGAUAAAGAAAAAUCGUUUGCUUGGCUGAAAAGGAUUUUUGUAUAUCCCGUCAAGUCCUGUGGAGCAUCAGAUGUAACUGAAUGGCAAAUCGGUGCAAAGGGCCUCAUGUAUGAUCGUGAGUGGAUGGUUGUGUCAGACUCUGGACUUUGUAUCAGUCAGAAACAGGCUCCCAAUAUGUGCCUCAUAUCACCACAAAUUAACUUAGCAACUGGAAAGCUAAUUUUACAUGCACCAGGAAUGUCAUCUUGUGAAGUUCCACUGACGAUAAAUAUGGACAAGAGAGACAUCGAGGCAGCUCUGGUUUGUAAGGCCAAGGUGUGUGGAGAAAGGGUUGAAGGUUUAAACUGUGGUAAUGAAGCUGCUGCCUGGUUUUCUCAAGUACUUGAAAGGCAAUGUCGACUUGUGAGACAAAGCCCUGUUGUGGAACGUCUUUCCAGAUCCGAGAAAGGCAAGCUGUCACUGGCAAAUCAGUCACAGUUUCUUCUAAUCACUGAACCAAGUCUUCGAAGUUUGGCAGGACGUGCAAUAUCAGACAAUGAGGGAGAUGUCGAAAGGUGCACGAGUUCAGUCUAUGGGCUCAUGCAGAGGUUUCGUUCUAAUUUUGUGGUUGCUGGCAAGUUUGAAAAUUUUGCUGAGGACUGCUGGAAGACAGUAAGUUUUGGAUCUUACAAGUUUCAGGUGUCUGGAUUGUGUACACGCUGCCAAAUGAUUAGCAUUGACCAGACAACUGGAAUGAGAUCAAAUGAAUUACUAAGAUCUCUUAUCUGUCUAAGAGGAAACAAGGCAACCUUUGGGGUAUAUCUGACACAGAUGGGCACUAGAACACACAGUGAGAAUGAGACUAGUACUCCUCUAACUAUUAAAACAGGCGAUUCUCUGUAUUUUGACAGUCAGUAAUAUUUAUUAUUUAUACAUCGUACUGCUGCAAUCGGUCAGCAUGUUUCUACGUAGGUACACUAAACUCGGUUACAUACAGCUAACAGUUGUAUGUAUAUUUUGUGUGUUGCUUUCUGUGUUGAUUGAUAUGAAUGAAAGAAUUUAUUG
This is a messenger RNA of Corticium candelabrum, 2709 nucleotides long. Its product is annotated as molybdenum cofactor sulfurase-like. Bases 1 to 2562 code for a protein of 853 amino acids. The record is from RefSeq and is a predicted model, not a curated record. Gene Ontology annotation, biological process: Mo-molybdopterin cofactor biosynthetic process. Gene Ontology annotation, molecular function: pyridoxal phosphate binding; molybdenum ion binding; molybdenum cofactor sulfurtransferase activity. NCBI's taxonomy places the organism in Eukaryota, Metazoa, Porifera, Homoscleromorpha, Homosclerophorida, Plakinidae. The transcript has 13 exons.